AUGGCUACUCUCACGUUUCCCGAUGUCACCGUCAUUCGUGAUGGAGACUUUCUGGACAAUUUCAACUUGAAGUUUGUGCGUGUCCUUGCCAAGAAGAAGAAUUCGCUAGUUUUGGAAGCUUCCAUGAAGAACGACGACUCCAUUCGUAAGGCAAUCAAGAAGAUCCCUUACCUGGACCAUAAAGGACGACAUCGAGGUCUCGAGGACAGCACCGAGGAGUUGACCAUCAUGCACAACGUUCAGCACCCGCACCUCAUGAAGAUGGACUGGGUGGUCACGUGUGACAGCUUCCUGGCUAUCUAUAUGCCUCUGUGUUCUCAGGGAUCUUUGGAUGGAUUGCGUCAGUCGCUCCAACGGGACCAAGUGGAACGGGUUUUCGUGCAAACCGCCUGUGCCCUGAGAUAUCUCCACGACCAGCGCUGUGUACACGGGGACGUGAAGCCAGACAACAUCUUCCUAGACGCCUCCGACAACGCCAUCCUCGGAGACUUUGGUUGUUCUCGGAUCUUACCUGAUGGAAAAAACACCGUGAGUCGCUGGAAAGGAACUCUGGGAUACCUUGGACCUGAGUGUUUCCUUGGUUGCAAAUUCGACCCUUUUCUGAUGGACGCAUACGCACUGGGAGCCACGCUGUGGUCACUGGUUUUCAGACUCAGACCAGAAGACCUGGAUCUACUGGACGUUGUGAGGAAUUCUUCUAUGCCCGAAAUGUACAGAAAAGUUCUGAAAGGACUUUUGCGCAGAGAUCCUCAGAUGCGACUGUCUGUUCCCGACCUUUUAGAGUUCUUGUCUACUAGUGAGAAGCUCAGGGGAAUUAUGGAGGGUGACCGUCCUUUGAUGUGUACUGGUCACUUGCCAAUGUUGAAUGACCACCCUUUGAUGUCUGGUGGUCACUGUGGUGAUGUCUCUGGUGUAGACAAUGAAAGCCGUGUCAAACCAGGGGCCAACAUUAGAUAA
Messenger RNA from Aplysia californica (California sea hare), 957 nucleotides. Its product is annotated as serine/threonine-protein kinase ppk16-like. Gene Ontology annotation, molecular function: protein serine/threonine kinase activity; ATP binding. Gene Ontology annotation, biological process: protein phosphorylation. The record is from RefSeq and is a predicted model, not a curated record. Gene Ontology annotation, cellular component: cytoplasm. The transcript has 4 exons. The coding region runs from base 1 to 957 and encodes 318 amino acids. NCBI's taxonomy places the organism in Eukaryota, Metazoa, Mollusca, Gastropoda, Aplysiida, Aplysiidae.